This is a messenger RNA of Micropterus dolomieu (smallmouth bass), 2066 nucleotides long. It is a transcript of the gene gad2, whose product is annotated as glutamate decarboxylase 2. Bases 1 to 1758 code for a protein of 585 amino acids. Gene Ontology annotation, cellular component: cytoplasm. NCBI's taxonomy places the organism in Eukaryota, Metazoa, Chordata, Actinopteri, Centrarchiformes, Centrarchidae. Gene Ontology annotation, molecular function: glutamate decarboxylase activity; pyridoxal phosphate binding. The transcript has 16 exons. Gene Ontology annotation, biological process: GABA shunt. The record is from RefSeq and is a predicted model, not a curated record.
AUGGCAUCACACGGUUUCUGGUCUCUCGGCGGAGAUAAUGCGGGGGCCAAUACCGGGAGCCAGAGCCCCAGUACGACCAGGGCUUGGUGCCAAGCGGCGGCCCAGAAAUUUCCCGGAGGAAUCGGAUCGAAAUUAUGUGCGCUGCUCAAUGUCGGGGAAGUGGAGAAACCCGCCGAGCCGGCCACCAAGCAGCCGCCGCAGACGCAGGCUGCAGGCUCCUGCGGCUGCAACAAACCAUGCAACUGCACCAAGGCUUCCGUGGGCUUCUCCGACCUCUAUUCAACAGACCUGUUACCUGCCAUGGACGGGGACACCAAAACAAUGACCUUCCUGCAGGAAGUUGUGGAUAUUUUACUUGCCUACAUCGUGGAGUCUUUCGACCGGGAAACGAAAGUUAUUGAUUUUCAUUAUCCAAACGAGCUGCUGCAGAUGAACAACUGGGAGCUGCAGGAGGAGCCGGCGACUCUGGAUGAUAUCUUGAUCAGCUGUCGCGCUACUCUGAAAUACGCCAUCAAAACAGCCCACCCCAGGUACUUCAAUCAGCUCUCUACAGGAUUAGACAUGGUUGGACUGGCAGCCGAUUGGCUAACAUCCACUGCCAACACCAAUAUGUUCACCUAUGAGGUGGCUCCUGUCUUUGUGCUGCUGGAAUACGUCAGUCUGAAGAAGAUGAGGGAGAUCAUUGGCUGGCCGGACGGGCGAGGAGAUGGCAUUUUCUCUCCUGGUGGUGCUAUUUCAAAUAUGUAUGCCAUGCUGCUGGCCCGCUUCAAGAUGUUCCCUGAAGUGAAGGAGAAAGGAAUGUCAUCUGUUCCCAGACUGGUGGCCUUCACGUCCGAACAUAGCCAUUUUUCAAUCAAAAAAGGUGCAGCAGCUCUUGGCAUUGGGACAGAAAGUGUGAUCUGCAUCAAAGCAGAUGAAAGUGGUAAACUUAUCCCAGCUGACCUUGAGAGGAGAAUACUGGAGGCGAAGCAGAAGGGUUUUGUACCUUUCUUUGUGAGCGCUACUGCUGGAACAACUGUGUACGGAGCAUUUGACCCUCUCAUCGCCAUUUCUGACAUCUGCAAAAAGUACAACAUCUGGAUGCACGUGGAUGGUGCGUGGGGAGGAAGUCUCCUCAUGUCCAGGAGACACAGGUGGAAGCUGGACGGAGUUGAGAGGGCCAAUUCGGUAACAUGGAACCCACACAAGAUGAUGUCCGUCCCUCUGCAGUGUUCGGCCCUGCUAGUCAGAGAGGAGGGUCUGAUGCAGAACUGCAACCAGAUGCACGCCUGCUACCUGUUCCAGCAGGACAAACACUACGACCUUUCCUACGACACCGGAGACAAGGCGCUGCAGUGUGGACGCCACGUGGACAUCUUCAAGCUGUGGCUCAUGUGGAGAGCUAAGGGCACUAUUGGGUUUGAGGCUCAGAUUGACAAGUGCUUGGAGCUGUCUGAGUACCUCUACAACAAGAUCAAAGACAGAGAAGGAUACGAGAUGGUCUUUGACGGGAAACCUCAGCACACCAACGUCUGCUUCUGGUACCUCCCUCCUGGGAUCCGCUACAUGGAGGACAAAGAGGAGAGAAAGAAACACUUGCACAAGGUGGCUCCAGUAAUAAAGGCCAGGAUGAUGGAGUACGGGACAACCAUGGUUAGCUACCAGCCACAAGGGGACAAGGUCAACUUUUUCCGCAUGGUGAUCUCAAAUCCUGCUGCUACCUUCGAGGACAUCGACUUUCUUAUUGAGGAGAUUGAACGACUCGGCCAAGAUCUAUAAGACUCAUCUCACCAAAUCCUCUUUUACUGUCCCUCCUUGACGGAUGAAUUGUUUGUCGUGAAUGUACUGGUAAACCUUUUCUUUUCUCUCUCUUUCCUCCAAAGUCACAUAUUUAAGAGUAUAUUUGAGAAAAAAGAUACGCCAAUAUAUCCAUAUAUUAUGUAUUGUAGCUUUGCCGUGGACUUGCUUGGUCCAAAGCUAUGUAAAAGUGCUUCUGUCUGCCUCUCCUAUAGUGUAGUAGAUCCCAGAGUAGUGUAAGUGAUGUAACUUUAUAUGUACUGUGUGAAAUGAAACGCUUGUGCAAUAAG